Messenger RNA from Zymoseptoria tritici IPO323, 537 nucleotides. RefSeq lists its product as uncharacterized. Gene Ontology annotation, cellular component: nucleus. The annotation marks the transcript as partial. The record is from RefSeq and is a predicted model, not a curated record. Lineage: Eukaryota; Fungi; Ascomycota; Dothideomycetes; Mycosphaerellales; Mycosphaerellaceae. The transcript has a single exon.
AAAGAGCUGAAUACCAAGGCCAGCUCAUCACGUCAAUCGCCGGCAGCCAAGCCUGCCAGAGAGCUACGCUCGAGGAGAAAAGAGCUGGAAACCAAGCCCAAGAAAAGGGAUAACACAAAAGAAGCAAUAGCGUCCGAAGACGCAGAUGAUACUCCACGCUCCAAACAAGAACCCUGGGGCAUCCAAAAGUCCGCUCUCGAACGCAAAUUCGGCGAGACAGGCUGGCAACCACGCAAACGUCUCUCUCCCGACACUCUCGAAGGCAUCCGCGCGCUACACGCCUCCAAUCCAUCAACAUACAACAUCGACAUGCUCCGCGAACACUUCCAGAUCAGCCCGGAAGCGAUCCGUCGUGUUCUCAAGUCGAAAUGGAAGCCCAACGCGGAGGAGAUUGAGAAGAGGAUGAAGCGAUGGGAGAAACGAGGAGUCAAGAAGUGGUCGGAGAUGGCGGCUCAAGGGCAGAAGCCGCCGAAGAAGUGGCGCGAGAUGGGAGUGCCGAAUCCGAACCUGCAGAAGAGGGUGGCCUGGGAGGGUGAA